AUGGCUCCGUCCCAAGACUUUGCAUCCCACAAGGCCGGUAGUUCUGGCAUUUUACCAAGUUCUGUGCCAGUGCUCAUUAUGGGGGGAGGCCCGACUGGCCUGUUACAAGCUCUGCUUCUGUCUCGACUAGGGGUCCAAUCAUUGAUUAUCGAACGUUAUCCCGAGCGUCUAGCUGCUCCAAAAGCCCACGCGAUCAACCCCCGCUCUUUGGAAAUCUUGCGUCAAUUUGGCCUAGGCGAGAAGCAUGUCCGCCAGCUAGGCACUUCACGAGAUGAUAGCUUCUCGGUUAAUUUUCUCACCAAUCUUUGCGGGGAUGCGAUCGGCAGGCUCCCGUAUGAGCGUAUGGAUCCUGCUGUAUUGAAUGACACGCCAGAGAUGAUCCAUAAUAUACCCCAACCAGCGCUCGAGCAAGAAUUGUCCAAUUUCAUCGCAAAGGAUCCCAACGUCACCUUAAUCAAGGGAUUCAGUAUAUAUGCUGUGGAACAGACUGAAAAUGAAGUCAUGGCGACAAUUGAGCAACGCUCCACUGGACAGCUCCAUCAAACAAAGUCCCGUCACCUCAUAGCCUGUGAUGGUCGUAGAAGCAAGGUCCGCGAGCUGCUCGGGAUCGAGUCUGAAAGCGAAGACUCAGACCAGACAAUGAUGACCAUUCAUUUCAACGCCAAUCUGCGACCCGUCGUUGGUGACCGGGUCGGCAUGUUGUACUGGAUAAUGGACCCUUUAGCUGCGGGUUUCAUCAUCGGCUAUGACCUUGAUGGAAACCAGGUACACAUCAGCCAGGUCGACAUUAAACAGCAUCCAGUCGAGUCGUGGACAGAAGAGAUAUGCAGAGCCAAGAUCCGUGGUGCUAUCGGUACAGCAGAUGUUCCGUUUGAGGUCCUGAGCUGUCGCCCGUGGGUCUUCCGUCGACAGGUGGCUGUCACGUUCCAGGCAGGAAACGUCUUCUUGGCUGGAGAUGCUGCUCACUCAUUCCCCCCAACUGGUGGACUUGGAUUGAAUUGUGGUCUUGCAGAUGUUCAUAACUUGGCUUAUAAGAUUGCCUUGGUUCAUCGGAAAGUGGCAACACCAUCUAUACUUUCUACAUACACUGCUGAGCGACGUGGUGUUGCGGAUUCCUAUUCCAAGCAGAGCGUUAAGAACGGCAAGGAGGUUUUUGCACUGCUGCAAAGUCUCAAGACUGCUGGUGUUGAAGAUGUUGCUCAAGCACGAAAGAAUAUGGUGGCAGCGUUGGCGGAUCCGGCCCAAAGGAAACAGGUUGAGGCAGGUAUUGAAGGGCAGAGAGAACAUUUUGAUAAUCUGGAGCUUCAAAUUGGAUACGUGUAUGGAGCUACUAAGCCACCUUCUCAUGCUUCCCAUUAUUCUCCGAAAUUUGUGCCCGGGGCGCGCCUGCCUCAUGCUUGGAUCACUUUUCCAGAGCAGGUUUCCUCGGAGACAGAGGCGGCUAAGCGUUCCUCGCUACCUCGGGACCCAGUCGACGUAUCCUACGUUAAGGAGCUUGGUGCAGAUCAGGUUCGCGCAUGUCAGUGGAGUACCCUGGAUCUUUGUGGUCCUGACUCUUGGACUUUGAUCUUGGGAAAGGAGCAGCAAAAUCCUCAGAUUUCAUUUUUGCAGAAGCACUUUAGCGUGGUUGGUUUACCUCUUAACACCUGGCGCCUCGGGAUGGAUUUUGAAAUCGUCAAGCAAAGCUGGUUCGCUAAUGAAUUGAUUCAUGGUGGAGGGAUUCUGAUUCGCCCUGAUCAGCAUAUUUUAGCAAGGGUCUCUAUUGAGGCCAAGGGAAAGGACUUGGUUACAGAAGUGAGCAAACAUCUUGGGAUUUCAUAG
Messenger RNA from Penicillium digitatum Pd1, 1821 nucleotides. RefSeq names its product Monooxygenase, FAD-binding. Gene Ontology annotation, molecular function: oxidoreductase activity; FAD binding. The record is from RefSeq and is a predicted model, not a curated record. NCBI's taxonomy places the organism in Eukaryota, Fungi, Ascomycota, Eurotiomycetes, Eurotiales, Aspergillaceae.